Molecule: messenger RNA, 3168 nt
Organism: Paralichthys olivaceus (Japanese flounder)
Lineage: Eukaryota; Metazoa; Chordata; Actinopteri; Pleuronectiformes; Paralichthyidae
Source: RefSeq, a predicted model, not a curated record
AUGAGAGAAAUUUCAGAUGUAUUGUCCUUCUUUACAGAUGAAGCAUUACCUUACCAUGAAGUUCUGGUGGGAGUGCUGUCAGCGAGACACCAUUAUGAACUGCGACAAGCGAUAAGGGAGACGUGGCUGGGCUACAUCCGCCAUCACCCCCACCUCCAGCACAGAGUGGGGGUGAAAUUUAUUGUGGGCAAACAUGGGUGUCCCAUUCCAGAGGAGGACAGAGAGGAUCCCUACUCCUGCUCCAUCCUGAACUUCACCGAGCCAGUCACAGGGCAGGAUGCUGAGAUCGAGAUUGUGACAGUGGCUGACCCCUCGGUGCUGGCCCCGUCCGACGUGUCUGCCAUCGCCCUGGAUUUCAAGGUCCUGCACCCGGUGGUGAUCACCAGGCUGGGGGUGUUUCCCAGAGGGACCCAGCCUGAGCUUCAGGGCAACGUAACGGUGAAGCUUCUCCAGCUGGACCAGGAGGAGGCUGUGGUUACUGCUCGCUUCAGUGCCAUCAGCACAGGGACCAUGGUGAACGGAGUUUGGUACAAACCAGUGGAGCAGUUCAUUUUGCCUAAGGGUUUUGAAGGGACGCUGGUUUGGGAGUGUCUGGACUCUUCUGGAUUGACAACGGUCAAAUCCUCCCUGCAGCUCAAUGAUGGAGGAGGCGUCCUCAAGAUCUCCUCCAUCGCCGAAGGCAUAUUGCCUCAUAGAAGUGCUCUUGGGUUUCCUGGUUUGGCGGGAGGGUUCACAUUUACUAUCUACGAUGGAGACGGUCUGUCGGGGCUCCUGCGGGGUCGCCCAGCCAGGAUCGAGCACCACGCCUCCAGGCUGAGACAGGAGGACGCCACCUUGCAGCGGGAGAGCCUGAGGCACGGCGACAUGGUUUUCGUGGACGUAGUUGACACCUACAGGAACGUGCCUUCCAAACUGCUUCAGUUCUAUAAAUGGUCUGUAGGAAACGCUGACUUUAAUCUGCUGCUGAAGACGGAUGAUGAUUGUUUCAUCGACGUCGACUCAGUGUUAAUGAAGAUUGACCACAAGGGUCUCAAACGCAGCAAUUUCUGGUGGGGAAAUUUCAGGCAGAGCUGGGCAGUGGAUCGUAUUGGGAAGUGGCAGGAGCUGGAGUACGCUAGUCCGGCCUACCCGGCUUUUGCCUGCGGCUCAGGCUAUGUGGUCUCUCGUGACCUGGUCCAGUGGCUUGCCAGUAACGCACAGAAGCUCAAGGCCUACCAGGGAGAAGACGUGAGCAUGGGGAUAUGGAUGGCAGCCGUUGGACCACAGAAAUAUCAGGACCCCAGCUGGCUGUGUGAGAAGGAGUGCUACCUGGACAUGCUGUCGUCCCCCCAACACACAGCCGAGGAGCUGCACAUCCUCUGGGACAGGAAGAGGGCUUGCGGAGACCCCUGUGGUUGUCCCUGGGGCCACUAAAUCUGCUUACACCACACGCACCAUGUGGCACUGUGGGUAAAAAUGCACUCAACACUUGGUUGUCAGUUCAUUUAUUGUGGUUUCCUUCAAACCCGACUGAAAUUUUUCAGAGUUUUAUCAAUAUUGUCACAUAAUUGAAACUAGAUGUAUAUAUUUUUUCAAAUAUGUGAUUUUCUGUUGGAAAAUGAUCUUAAAAACUUUCAAUUGCAGGUUCUUAGAGGGGAAAUCUGGUAUUUUUCAAUCUGGGCCACAUGUUUAUAAAUGUGGGUGUAAAUUAAUGGUACUUAAACUUUUGGAACUAGUCCAGUGGAUCACGGCGGCAGUGGCCACAAUGUAAUCAUAUGGGGCAACUGCGAAAGUCCCUGAAUUGCCCACUUUCGCUCAACUCGAAGUCUCACUCUCAGCCGAGCAGCAGCUUGUUUUCCCUCCUCUGCCUGUUGCCUCUCUCUCCUCGUCCAACCUACAAUUUGCGGGAAGUCUUCGUUUGCAUACUUUGGCUCAAACAAGUAGGGACGACCAUCAAAGUCAACUGCUUCAGAAAAAGCAGAAAAAGAUUCAGCCAUAAUAAUUCUCUCAGUAAAAUCCAAACUCCAACUCUCACUCAAGUUUCUGCUUGUAUCUCACUGAAACAGCCCAAGUCUCACCAGACUUGAGAGUAAGACUUCUGGUCGAGCUAGAUGUGUGUUAUGUUGCCAGACUCUUUGAAAAGACCCAGAAUAAAAACUUUAGCCCAUAAUUGGUGAAAUAAUUUAUUUUAAGUGGACAUUUCAUGGACUGUUGAAGUAGCCUAAUAACAUUACAUUGUAGCCACUGCCUUCAUGUCCUGGCUGCUGAUGUUCCACUAGACCAAUUCCUAAAGUUUCAAGUACAGUGGACAAGCUUUUGGUGAUCACGAUCCAGUCUGCAGUGUGCAGCACGAAAGAUAGAGACACAGGGAGGAGCAGUAAAUUACUGACAGAGCAGAAGAAAAAAAAAAAAAAAAAAAAAAAAAGCGUUCCAAGCGUGUAUGAAAAGACGCAAAAUGAACACUGUAAGGGGAUUAAUAGAUCAGUAUCACCAAAUUAUUUACACAGCACCAGUGUACCAUUCAUUCACACACCCACAUUUAUAAAUGUAGGACCCAGGUUGAAAAAUACCUCAAAUAUUAACAAAAUAGCAACGUAAUCAACCAUUGGCAGCUUCAGAAUGCAUUAAAACACAUUUAGCUGUAGCAUACUGCCGAUAUUUGUAUCAUGAAAUCAAUCAUUCAAUUUGAAAAUGUCUUCAGCGGAACAGACAGAAGACUGUGAUGGUUUAAAGAUGUUUAAGUCAUGUGCUAUGUGACAGGGACCAUGUGCAAUACCAGGUCAUCCUAUACAGAAUCACUGCUGUGAGACUUGAGUACUUUGUAGUAUAAGUACUACUGGUGCUCUGACAUUUGACGGACUCAAACCUUUGGGUCUAUAAAGGCAUAUUUGAUGGUAUUUUAAAGACGAUGUUACAUUGCUGUAUUUUGUAAAUUAUUGUCUUUGGCUUUUCAUCCUCUUCACUAUUUGUAGAUUUAUGAUGAGCUUUCUCACAAACACACAGUUUGUACCGUAACUGUCAUUGUGCAAAUAGUGAUGUGGCCUUACUGUGUUUGUUAGGCGUCAUACCGUGCGUAUGUUAACACAGAUUUAAGUGUGUUUGCAACACAAAUUUUUUGAAACCUGACAAAGAGACUCACUAGUUUCACCCUGGUUCUAUAAAACCUUCCUCACAGGUAAUAAAAGCACU